Prorocentrum cordatum is the source of this 375-nucleotide messenger RNA. NCBI's taxonomy places the organism in Eukaryota, Dinophyceae, Prorocentrales, Prorocentraceae. The record is from the annotation of a GenBank genome assembly.
AGACCGACUUCUUCGAGCACGCGGAGUACGUCUGUACUGUCAUAUUCUUGAUCGAGUUGGGCCUUCGCAUCUGGGUCUACCGCUCAAACUUUUUCACGGAUCGCCGCGAGCGGGCGUGGAACUUGUUCGACUCCUUCUUGGUCAGCAUCUCGGUUAUCGACGCAGUGGUCAACCUGAGUCUCUCAGUUGGUGGCAAGCAGAUGAUACGGCUUGCUGCUCCACGCCGUCUGCGUCUCUCAGAACUUCGAGGACUCCUCGUGGUGAUCGCGGUGCUCGUGGUGAUGGGAGGCGGCGCCGAGCUCCGCCGGUUUCCUGGGCAAGCUCCUGCGGAUCAUCCGCGUGGCCAGGAUCAUGCGCAUUUUGCGCACUGUGAGG